This is a messenger RNA of Cornus florida, 2131 nucleotides long. Its product is annotated as ninja-family protein AFP3-like. The record is from RefSeq and is a predicted model, not a curated record. Gene Ontology annotation, biological process: signal transduction; negative regulation of DNA-templated transcription. NCBI's taxonomy places the organism in Eukaryota, Viridiplantae, Streptophyta, Magnoliopsida, Cornales, Cornaceae. The transcript is spliced from 2 exons. Bases 507 to 1592 code for a protein of 361 amino acids. Gene Ontology annotation, cellular component: nucleus.
AAGAUCCUCCGCUUCCUACUUGCUUUUCCCUCUGUUUUCUUCUCUCUCUAACUCUGUCUCUCUCUCCUUCUUCUCUAUCAUGCCUUUCUCUGUUUCGCCGGCCAUUUUUUUUCCCGAGAAAGUGUAGGAAAAUCCGAAAUUACAUCCUCUGAGUUUCAUGGGGAUUUUGUUGAAUUUUGUUUCAACUCAAUGCAACAUGGGAAACUCGUAAGUUUUUUGUGUUCUUCAUUCAAAAUCUGCAACUUUACUAGAUUUUUCUGAGAAAUUAUUCUGGAAAUUGACUUCCUAACAAAAAUCAACCAUCUGGGUAUUUGAAAUUUUGUUUCACCUCAAUGCAACGUGUGAAACUCGUAAGAUUAUUUGUGUUGUUCGUUCAAAGUCUCCAACUUUACUAGAUUUUCCUUCUUAUUUUCCCGAGGGAUUCUGCUGGAAAUUGACUUCCUAACCAAAAACACCCAUCUGGGUAUUUCAAAAUUUCACCAAAUUUAGCUUUAUUUGUGUAAUAAAUGGCGGAGGCUGAGGGAAAAAGGGAAACGAACCGUGUUUCUCUGCAGGUGAAUAGUUUCCCGCGAGAUCUAAUACAAAAAAUCAUCGCUCGAAACCAUUUUCCGGUGAAAUUGGAGAAGCCAAGUCGUGAGGAGGUGGAGGAAGAAGAUGUGGAGCUGAGUCUCGGGCUUUCGUUGAACGGUCGAUUUGGGGUGGACCCAAAUAGAGAGACGAAGCUAGUUCGCUCGUCGUCCAUACCGGAGUUCAUGAUGGCGGAGAAUAACUACACGGCGUGGGUUGCGGCGCCGGUGGCGGUGUAUGCGCCGCUGGUGAGGACGUGUUCACUUCCUCCGGCGGGGACGGAGAUGGAGACUGAGUGUCGGAAACGGAAGGAAUUGCAGUCACUGAGACGCAUGGAGGCGAAGAGGAAGAGAAUAGAGAAGCUCAAGAAUGUGAGGAUGGUUCGAGAUGAGUUGAAUUUGGAAGAAAAUAUUGGACCUCAGAAUUGUGGUAAUGGAAAUGGGGAGUUUUCGGUGCCUUCUGGGAUGGGCAGUUGGGCUUCUGGAGCAACUGGAGGGGAUGUGAGUGUUCCGGGGACGGAAUCGAAACCCGAAAAUGGGAACUGCUUGGAGGGUUCAAUUGGAUCAGGAUCACAACGGAGUGGCUCUUCUGGGAUUUCUGAUUUUGAGUCUCAACCAAUCAAAGGAAUGAACAAAUACGGUGAAGCAAGAAGCCCAGCUAGUGUCCACUCUCUGCCGGAGCAGAAUUCAGUACUCACUCCUGAAACAACCGAGAAGCCAGUUGAGGUUUUUGGAACUGCAGUGGGGAAUCCAUCUAUGAUAGCCAAAGCCACCGAAAAGGAAGCAAAUGAAAUGGUGAGGGGUGUGUCUGCAAACAUGCCUUGCGUCUCUACAAGGGGACUUGGGCCCAAUGGAAAGAGAAUAGACGGUUUUCUUUACCAGUACCAGAAGGGAGAGGAGGUACGCAUUGUUUGUGUUUGCCAUGGAAGCACUCUCUCUCCUGCCGAGUUUGUCAAGCAUGCUGGUGGUGGCGAUGUGGAUCAUCCUCUGCGGCAUAUAGUUGUUAACCCUACUAAUCUUGUGUAACUGUAGUGGCCCUGCAAACGCUACAAGAAAUCGGACUUUUAAUGACUUGUAGUGUUGAAAAACUAUCUUUUGCUGAAGGAAAAGAAGUAAUGGAAAAAUCGACUUCAAUCCUUUGCAUUGUUAAAAAAUUAUCUCAUCUUUCAGUAGACAAAGCUUUUGUAUUUAAAUCCUCUUGUUGGAAAGGCAAAAAUGGUGGUAGAGCAGAAAUUUGAGGACUAAUUUUUUUGCCACCCCUCUUCAGAUUUUAUUAGAUUCACUAUUGAACUACAAGCAUGUGGGAACUUUGACAUAAAUAUGAUGUAAACCAGACCUGUGAUGACUUGUUUUAGGUAACAGCACUACAGCCGGUAUUUUCUUUCUUGUUAGAGAAUUUAUAACUAUGUUUCUACUUAGGUCUUUGGGAGAACUUAUGUGCCUCUCUACUAUUUAGAAACUAAGUAUGCUCAAUCUGUUAAUUCCUCAAUGAACUCUUUGGGUCCUGUUUCAAUUUUAUAAAUGAUCAUAUUUGAUGUUGUAAUUCAUGUAUUUUGGCAUAUUGA